AUGUCCAUGAACUUGCUUCGCCAUGGCUUUAAGGUCACUGUCUGGAACCGCACUCUAUCGCGGUGUGAUGAGUUGGUGGAGCAUGGGGCGACUGUAGGAGAAUCUCCUGCAUCAGUGAUUAAGAAAUGCAAGUACACCAUUGCCAUGUUGUCUGAUCCUGCUGCAGCUCUAUCGGUGGUUUUUGGUGAAGAUGGUGUUCUGGAGCAAAUUGGUACUGGAAAAGGCUACAUUGACAUGUCGACCGUUGAUGCCGAGACUUCUUGCAAGAUCAGUGAGGCUAUCACGUCAAAGGGUGGUUCUUUUCUUGAAGCUCCAGUAUCGGGUAGCAAAAAACCAGCUGAGGACGGUCAACUAGUAAUCCUUGCUGCUGGAGAAAAGACGCUAUACGAUGCAGUGCUGCCUGCUUUUGAUGUAUUGGGAAAAAAAUCAUUUUUCCUGGGCCAAGUUGGAAAUGGAGCAAAAUUGAAGCUCGUCGUGAACAUGAUAAUGGGCAGUAUGAUGAAUGCAUUCUCCGAGGGACUUGUGUUGGCCGAUAAAAGCGGACUGGACCCACUUGCCCUCCUCGAUGUGCUGGAUCUUGGUGCUAUGGCGAACCCAAUGUUCAAAAUGAAGGGACCAUCCAUGAUAAAGGGCAGUUAUUCACCAGCUUUCCCUCUGAAACACCAGCAGAAAGACAUGAGGUUGGCGAUUGCUCUUGGUGAUGAAAAUGCCGUGCCCAUGCCACUUGCAGCUGCUGCUAACGAGGCAUUCAAAAAAGCGAGGAGCAUGGGACUUGGGGACCUCGACUUUUCUGCUGUUCAUGAAACUGUUGCAUCUGGCAAAAGCUCAUCCUAA
Striga hermonthica is the source of this 834-nucleotide messenger RNA. Lineage: Eukaryota; Viridiplantae; Streptophyta; Magnoliopsida; Lamiales; Orobanchaceae. The record is from the annotation of a GenBank genome assembly.